AUGGAUCUGACAUUUAUUGAUAACAAUAGUGUUAUCGACAACAAAACAAGGUCUGUGAUCCGUCGUCAAGCCGCCAAGGGACAAAACCUUGGCCGCAGGAUCACUCGCCCAUCACGUGUGAAAGCAUUCGAACGCCAAGCCUUGGUACAGCCUCUCUUCGCUGUCAAGUCCAGACAUGAGUCUUCAGACGUAUAUCAAGACAACCGCGACGAGGACUAUAACCCUCAUGGAGAUAUUGAGGAUGCGCCCUUACGGAUUGAGCCUGUUAUAGGCGACAGUGUAUCGGUUCUGAGCCUACCUAUAGAUGUAGCGCAAGAAGACAGAGUGCUCAUGUACGAAGCCGUGGCUUUUAUGAAUGCGCCUCGCUGCUUACCUAGUCUCGCCAAAGCUUUUGGCGAAGGAAGCGUCGGUCACUCAAUCUUUCUACAACUCAUAUUCACGGACCAAGCAUAUUAUCAUUGCGCCCUGGCCACAGUUCUCGAGUGCAACCACAUCUCGCCACGGGCCGGUGUUUCCACAAUCCGCCAUCUUACCCAGGCCUUUCGCCUGCUUAACGAGCGCAUAUCCCGAACAGAACAUGUAUCCAAUUCCACACUCGCCGUGGUAAUGAGCUUAUCGACCUACGAAUCUACACGAGGUCGCUACGACCGCGGCAUGAUUCACCUCUCGGGUCUUUUCCGCAUGGUCGAGACGCGAGGUGGCUUAGACCGUGUCGGGGCCGAAGCGCCUGAGAUAAUGCAGAAGAUUUAUAGAGCCGACCUUGACUAUGCCCUCAGGUUUGGUGCUACUCCCAAAUUGAAUAUAAAGCUCUUUGAGAAUUCCAAAGCUAUGGAGAGGCUAAAUAUGCCUUCUGUGCGAGAUCAAAGUACCCUUUCCCCCAGCUUCAACCCAGAGUUUCGAGAGCAACUUGGCCCGGAGCUAUGCGAGCUCUGGAAAAGUGCAGCGGAGAUGUCUAUGCUAGUCAACGAGGCGAGCGCAAACAAACGUUCCAAGUUAUCUAGGGCGAAGUUUCUGAGGAGCUAUAUCUGGCUUGGCCACCGUCUUCUCAACUAUGCUCCUUUGAACAAGCCGCGCUCACUUAAUCGCCUCCAGAGUAUGGCACAUUUAGGUCUCCUGAUGCUGAUCAGCUCCCUCCUAUGCGGUCUCGAUCGCCGCGUUGUGGAAAAUGCAAUCCUAUCACAGUUACUGCGCGAUGAAUCAAGUAUAGAGACCAAUUUCGAGACGCGGGAAAUUCUUCUAUGGAUGUUAUUCAUGGGAGCAGCUGGUAUCCUGCAGGAUCCCAAUCAUGAUGUUUGGCUGAUCCCAAAGACUUGGGAGACGACGCAGGCACUUAGACUAGACACCUGGGACAGUGUAAGAAGCGUCCUUUCCAAGUUUCCGUGGAUGAAUGACUUCUACGAGAGCAGGGCUUCAGCGUUGUUUGUCAAGGUGACUCAGUACCAAAAUGUUCAAUUGUCUCUUUAA
Trichoderma harzianum CBS 226.95 is the source of this 1464-nucleotide messenger RNA. RefSeq lists its product as hypothetical. Lineage: Eukaryota; Fungi; Ascomycota; Sordariomycetes; Hypocreales; Hypocreaceae. The record is from RefSeq and is a predicted model, not a curated record. The transcript is spliced from 4 exons. Bases 1 to 1464 code for a protein of 487 amino acids.